UUUUUUUAUUUUCAGAGCGUAAAAAAUCCUAAGAUGAAUGAUAAGAAAUUAGAAGAAGGGGAAGAAAGGAAACAUCAUCGCAGCCUUUCACAAAUGUGGACAGCAUUUAUUGAAAAUACCACUUUGCAUGGUAUAAGGAAUGUUUUACCAUCGCAAAGACCAAAUGUCUCCAGAGUGGUUUGGUCUGUUGUAAUGCUGACCUUUGGCGCAUAUUUUAUUUGCAGCUUUUAUUAUACAGUGGACAAAUACCUUCAAUAUCAUACUGUCACCUCGAUAACCAAGAAUUACGAACAAAAUAUGUUGUUUCCCGCAGUUAGUAUUUGUCCUGACAAUUUAUUCAGCAGAAGAAAAAUUAUGAUGCAGGACGACGAUCCCUUUUUUGCAGCCCUAGGCCUAAAUAUGAGCGCAUGCGAGGUUACUAAGGAGUUACGUCAGCGGAAGAUGAACAACAUGUCUUGUGGAUUAGCAAUGAUCUGCUGCUGUGCCUUUUUUGGUUAUAAAACAAAUCCAAUUUAUUAUCCCAACUGCACUAAACAGAGAAGGAGUGCAUUGCAAAAAGUAAUUGAAGAAUCUGGGCUUCUUUUCAACAUGGAACAGUUCUUCUCAGUCUUCAGCCCGGAUUCAGCAGAAAUGCUAUCUCAUUAUUUUGGAUGCCUCUUUCAAUUGAGUGAAACCUGCAGUCACUCAGAUUUUGAAACCGAAGUGACACAAUAUGGAAUAUGCCAUACUUUUAAUUCUGGCAAAAACAACCGAUCCAAAGUUUCCUAUAGGGGUGGAGUGAGCAGUGGACUGGCAAUAUUGCUGAAUGUGAGUCAGUCAGAUUACACGCUUGGCCACAAGAUGGCACAAGGGUUCUCCAUAUCGAUCCAUGCACAGGGAGAAAGCUUCAAUGGCUUUGAUGAGGCAUUUAGUGUAAUGCCAGGGACAUAUGCUACCAUUUCGCUUUCAGAGGAAAGAGUAGGUUUGGUUUAUGUCUUUCUUGAUUUAAUGUUCUUUGCCUUCAGGAGAUUUAACAAAAUAAGAAAAAGUGGUAUCACGUUAAGCUAGUCAAAUUUUUGUUUUGGAGAUUUCGUUUCUCACAUGUCCAAAUGCUGUUUAUUUGAAAAUGUUGACAAAGUUGACUUAGAAAGGUUAGAAUGCAGUGACUUUCCCUCCUUAACUUGAAUUGCUUGAAAAGAUUGAGCCUACGUUUAGAAGUUCUGAUUAUUCGUUGGUAACUGGUACUAGCUAUUUUUCCUUUCUUACACCUCAGUUUAUAUCAUUCCUUUUAUUAGGCUAUUUUUAACCAACUCCUUUAUGAUUAUGGUAUCAAAGUUCUCUUUCGGCAAAAAAUGGAAUAAUGAGGAUGACCUUUCAAGCAUUUGUUUGUAAAGAGAAAUAAAUGACGCCGCUACUGAUGAUGAUGAUGAUGUCAAGAUUUUCUUUUUCAUUCAAAGUUCAAGCAUCUUGACAGAUAUGGCAAGAAGUGCAAGACAAUGAAACUGAAAAGUUUUUCUCGAUAUACUACAGACGGUUGCCUGGAGGAGUGUUACGCUAAACGUUAUAUGGAAUACUGUGGCUGUCGUCCGGCGGGUAUCACUGGUAUAUAUCAGCAGUCCCCACCCAAUUUCUUUUAAUGUUUUACUGUAUGUUGUAAAUGUUCCUGUGUCUUUUAAAAGUAUCACUCUUACUUUAAUAAAUAUAAAUUCUUUUCCAGGGUACAUUUUAAGUGUAUGUUCGUCAAAAAAAAUAUGUUGAAUGACAAGUUUUGCUUUUUUGGUUGGUCUAUCCGGAUCCACUAUUACUGUUUUAGGUCCCGGUGGAAAAUCGCGAACUGACAAAAUCAAAAUUGAGGUGUAUAGCUAUGGAAAAACGGGAAACAGUGUUAAAAUCAGCUUUAAUUUCAAUCGUCUGAUUCCAUAUCGCAUUUCUGUGAGGUUAGUAAGUUUCGUUUAAAUUUUUUAAAAAUCAACUUCGCGAAGACAUGACGUCUCUUUCACUUUCAUUGCAACAAUCGACCACCGAAGUACUGGCGGAAUGUCCGAUCAAAAAUUCACAGCAAUCAAAAUCAUCAGAAUUACCUGGAAGCGCGUUUAGUUCGCACCCAAAACUUGACACAAAUGUAUUUUUAAAGGAUAAGGAAUCAACAGACGUGAUGUCAUUACUGUUAUUCAAGAGCUGGCAAUCACUGAAAAUCGCUAUCGGAAAUCAAUAAAAAUUCAUGGCUGAUAAGCAAUGAUUUAAAGUUUAUUGCCAGUUUGCCGAAAUGUUUAUAAGGAGCUCCGCUUUUAGGCUUGUCUAAUUCUAAAUAAUUCUGUAAGUUAACCGUGUUUCAAAAUGUUUCAUCAUUUUUAACUGAUAGAAAUAAUAAUAAUAAUAAUAAUAAUAAUAAUCAUAAUAAUCAUAAUAAUCAUAAUCAUAAUCAUAAUCAUAAUAAUCAUAAUAACAACAUCAAUAACGGCCAGAGUUUGCAAGUGGCGUGUUUGCUGUUUCCAGUAAUUAUUCCAUUUGCAAUAAGCCGUUCAUAUCGUUCUCCCCUAUCUACUGCAGUCUCUUUUUAAAAUAUAAACUAAAUUAAGCAAAAACUAAUUAGGACUAAACUGACUUUUGUUCCUUUCUUUUAAUUCAGGAUCCAGCAUUGAAGCUUGCCAACAGAAACAUGCAGAUUGUCUUCAUGGUCUUAAAGGUUGAUGACGAGAAAUAACUUUAAAGUUAUAUUUGUUGGUUUAAAAUUUAUUUUCCUUUGUUUUUUGGCAUGGCAAUUGAGGGUCAUAAUGAUUAACUAAACCAACAUAAUUGAUCCACGACAUGUACUUUCACUCAUUUAUGACACAUGUACAUUGUAUAUAAGCUUCACCUCAAUAAAAUGUUUAGUAAACUGAUUAACUAAACCAAACAGCAAUCACUUAGUGAUACGUCGAUCCACCCAUUAACGCGGUGUGACGCUCGGAGUCUUACAUUCGGUUAAAAAUAACGAGUCAGUUUCAUUCAUGUGCAGUGUGUGCACCAAGGCAUUCAAAAGUUUUUACUUAGUGAGAGGCUGUUUGUACCUUUCUAACAUUGCUGCUUUCUUUCAUUAUUCUGUAGACACAGUGAAAUGUGACUGUCUACUCCCUUGUAAUCAGACAAAAUACAAGGCGGAAGUAUCUUUCUCCAAACUCCUUGACAAGACAAUCUCUAGUCCAGUUAGCAAUUGGUUCAGUAAUCUCAACGGGAAUAGCAGGUAACGGUAAUGCCUCUCUAUUAACACUCCCUCCCAAACAAGCUCACCUUUUUUAAAAAGCCCCCCUCUCGAUCAGGGGAAGAAGGUUAUUAAGCCCCCUUCUCUUUUAAGCCCCCUCCCCUCCUCUCCCUCCUUGUUCUUCACUACCAAAAUAAAAAAUGGACUGAUCCAGUGUGGUUUAUUCAUAUCUGGAAGGUAGGAUCUUUAGCUCCAAGACCUUUAACGUCAUCUCCCUGAGCAUUGCCACUUUACUUCCUCGUUCUUUAUGGAGAAUUGAUACCAUCUUCUGUUUGUUUGAAAAAGCAGUAUAGUCCCCUGUGUCGCUUAAUUGAUUAAGUACCCCUUCUCAACUAAGCUCCCACUCUCUAUUACCCCCACCCUGAAACAUCCUUGAAAUAAAACCCACCCCCCUCCCCCCGUGGGGGGCUUAACAGAGGAUUUACGGUAAUCCAUGUUUGUAAAACAAAUUUUAGCUACAUAAUGCAUCCGUGAAAUAUCUGCCGUUUAAAAAAAGAAACGAAAAAGAAAUUUUACAUCUUUGAGGUUUUGUAUUUGAAUUUUGCAGGCGUUAUAAAAAAAAGAAAAAUUGGUAAAGGUGAAUCAUGUCCUUCAGAUGAGGAACGACAUUAUGACUGACACAUAAAACAAAAGCAUCGGUCCUAAAACAAAUGGAUUGUCAACCGAAAUUCAGUAAUUCAAUACUUAACGUCCUCCUCUUCAAUCACAUGCUGUAUAUACGAUACAAACGUAAGUUGCAACACUGAGAUGGAAAUAUGAAGUAUACAGGGAAUUCAGCCAGGGAGGGGAGGCGGGGGAAACUCCUAUGUAUAAGCUUAACAGGGGCCGUGGGGUGAGGUACGCUGUAAAAGGAACUCAACAAGGUUACCUCUCAGAUUCUAUGCUUUAUUAAUGUCUAUCCGUGGACAUGUUGUGUUAAAUUUUAUCCUUUCUUUUAAAUUUUAUUUUCCUUUGUUUCAAACUCAUUAUGGUCAUACAAUACCAUACCCCAAAACAAAGAAAAUAACAUUUAAACCAAGGAUAAAAAUGAACAGCAACGUUGACAAAAAAAUUAGUUGGUUUCGUGGUAAAAGUAGAGUAAAUUAAGUUUCGUACACAUGGGAUUCUGGUAUGUUCCUUUUGAAAGAUAAUAUAAGGCCGAAAUAAGUGAUUGCAGUUACAGUUUGUCAUUUUCGAGCCAACUAAUUUGCCUUUCUUUUUUUUCUUUUUUUUCGUUCCUCUUUUUUUCUCUGUUGAAUACCAGGUGAGAUUGGAGGUAACAUGGGUUUGCUCCUUGGCUGCAGCGUUCUGACACUCUGUGAGUUUAUCGAGUUCCUGUGCAGUGUAGUGGCAGCAAAAUUGUGCAAACGU
This is a messenger RNA of Porites evermanni, 4570 nucleotides long. NCBI's taxonomy places the organism in Eukaryota, Metazoa, Cnidaria, Anthozoa, Scleractinia, Poritidae. The record is from the annotation of a GenBank genome assembly.